Ambispora leptoticha is the source of this 2208-nucleotide messenger RNA. NCBI's taxonomy places the organism in Eukaryota, Fungi, Glomeromycota, Glomeromycetes, Archaeosporales, Ambisporaceae. The record is from the annotation of a GenBank genome assembly.
AUGUCACCAACUAAAGUUCUCAAAGACAUGACAGUCGAACUUCAGUUCACUCUUCCACCAAAUAAUAAUCCGGUCUCUUUAAAGUUGAGCGUGAAGAAAGGACAACUCCUGGUGGAUGUAGUUCGCCAUUUUAUGAACGAAAAUAAUGUGCCGUGUUACUUGGAGAUUUCUGUGUUGUCAGUUGUCGAGUCAUUACUUAAAGGAAGUUGGCGCGGUGACGUUGAACGAAAUGGAAAAGUCACGAAUGACAGACAAGCAGAAGAAGUUCGAAAAGAACUCAUUGAAAAAUAUCAAAAACACACAGUGCGAUAUAAUGAUACACCUACAGAGGACAUAUUUCCAAAAGCGUAUCACACGCUUGUACAUUCCCCUGUUCCGUCGAUUUUCGAUAUUUUAUUACAACUAGAACAAAGUUUCAGUCAAGCAAUGAAUGAACAAUUGGAAACACGAGAACGAGAAUUGAGUGAAAUACGCCAGAGACACGGAAGAGAGAUGGACAGACAUGCGAGAGAGAUGGAAAACAAUGAUGCUGAAUUUGAGUUCGCCAGGAUAGUAUCGAGACAUGUGGAAGAACUUGAAAUAGCACAAGCAAUGUGGGCAAGUAAAAUCGAUGAAUUGCAACGUUCACAAAAACGUGAAUACUGUGAAUUUGUAUUAAAACUAUACGAGGCGCAUCAACGUCUCUUGAACCAAAAUUCCAACGAUCCAUCAUGGAGCUAUGGAAUAAAUGGAAAAGAUAUUGUGUUGGAUGUGAUCAAUGAACUAAAAAGUCAGCAGCCGAAACUCUCGAAAGAAAUGCUAGAAAUGGAUAAUCACGAAAGUUCAAGUCGUAGUCGACAUGGAAGUAUCAGUUCGCUGGCAGAUUUGAUGGUUUCCCCGACUUUGAUGACGCCACCAUCGCCUCGAUUUCCGAUAGGCGAUGAGAAAAAGUCGGUUUUCUUCGUGGAAGAAGAUCCGGCCUUUCAAGCAAUGAUAACUUCAAUUAAAGAGAUUGGGUUUAAUGCGGAGCAAGCAAAAAUGGCUCUUGAGAUGACAAAUCGUAAUAUGGACCAAGCUGUAAACCUCUUACUAGAACAACUCGGCAAAAUAGAUGCCCAAAUAGCAGCCGCCAAUGCAGCUGCUCCCGCUCUACCAAUACGACGACCGUCAAUUCCCAUCUCUGGCAAAGACCAGGAAAAGCAAGCCAAUCGACGAAACAAAUCUCACGCACGAAAUCUCUCGUUAGCUAUUCAAAAACCAGAAAAAAAACAAGGCUGGUCUCCCCUUUCAUUUUUGCAGGAACGCAAACAGUCCAUGCUAACUUCUAAUAAUAAUUCGACAGCGAGAAAGUUUGGUAAUUGGCUUGGGAAAGCAAUGGAGAAUUUUGGAUUGGAUGAUGGUAAUGAAGACGGUGCGCGUGGUCCAUUAGCAGAUACCCAACUGGUCGAAUCAUUUACAAUCUCGCUCGGGAAUCAAGUCAAAUCUACACACAAUCUUCGCUUAUUGGUCUCUGAUAUGGAUGAUUUGUUAAAAUCGUCGAAUGACCCUGCGCGUGAUAUGGCUUACCGAGCACAAACUGCCGCAAAUUUAUAUUCACAGGAUUUGACGGCUGUCGUUUUGUUGCUGACGCCGCAAGACUGGCCAAAAUAUAAAUUGGGAAAAAGUGCAAAUAAAGCCUUCUUCGAACGAUGUAAAAAAUCAACGGAAUUUCAUUUUGAUGAUGUUGAAACGCAAUUGAAAGCGAUUGAGGAAGAUUAUCCGAGUACUGGUAACCUAGAUGCUCCUUCAAUACGAGAAGGCGACUUUUUCAUUACCAAACAUUCAAAUUUACCAUUAAUCCAUAUUGUAUUUCAUUUGGUUAUUGAUUUCGAAUCACUCCAAAAGUCCGAACUAAACCAGCGCUCUCCCGGAAUCGCCGGUCUUCGCAACAUCUUACGCACAGUCAACCGUUUCGACAUCACUAGCAUCUCUAUCCCAUUCCUACUGCUCCCGUCGAACGUCGACGCGUUCUCCGAUCCAAACAUCGAAAAGAAAAUGUAUAAUCGCGGCGAAUUAGUGCUAAAGUGCACCAAAGGAUUCAUGAUUGAAAACUCGCGAGUUCCGAAACAUAAUGUCGCGGAAAAAGAACAAGAAACUAAAACUGUACAAUUUCUGUUGCCAAAGAGUGCAACGGAGCAGCAGUUUCACGCGUUUAGGCAUUUGUUGACUAGCAUUUUCAGAGCGAGUUGA